Molecule: messenger RNA, 1624 nt
Organism: Selaginella moellendorffii
Lineage: Eukaryota; Viridiplantae; Streptophyta; Lycopodiopsida; Selaginellales; Selaginellaceae
Exons: 6
Coding region: 840-1520 (226 amino acids)
Source: RefSeq, a predicted model, not a curated record
AAGGGAUCCUUCAGACAGAGCGUCAGUUUUAUAUUCAUAUCGGUCACAAGGAGAAGAAAAGGAAGCAAGCGCUGCUCUGCAAAGAUUGAGAGGAGCAGUUUUCCUGAUUAAUGCAGGCCGAGGAGAAUCGUUUCUCUUUUUUUUCUCAGGAUGAAAUCUCGCUGCACAGUAAAGUACACAAAAGGGUAAUGAUAUGUUACAGCUUGGUGACUCAAGCUUGGGUCGAUGAAAUCUCGCUGCAAAGUACACUACGCAAAAGUUUUUCAAAGGGUGGCAAAGAUCUUCCAGCGUCUUGUAUAUCCAUACCACUCUUCGCUCGCUGCUCGUAGCACCUACUCAUUCACUCUCUGCAGGCGGCAGUGAUUGAUGGUGUUGCAUCAGCACCACCCGCUGUACGUAAGCUUCCGCUCUCGAUUUCUUUUUCCUGCUACUGCUCCUGCCUUUGGACCGUGCAAUGCAUCGGACUUACGACGCUGGCCCCAGAAACAAAACCGUCUCUUUUUCUUCCUGUUUUUUUUUCUCUCUUCUUCCUCUUCCUGGUCCCAGUGAACGUGCUGUAGGCAGGCGGGAUUUUGUUUUUGUCGCAGUGGCCAGGCUCUGGUGAUUGAGGGAGAGUUUACUUCCAUAUCCUCGCAUAGGAGUAUGCGUUAUAAAUUCCGAGAGCAGUCUUGCUCUGUGAGACACCGACGGUGACGUUGCUUGGAUCUGCAGGAACAGCGCUGCGAAAAAAUUAGCUUUACAAAAACGAAACCAUUGACUCCCAACAGUGAUCGUGAAAAAUCUAUACACGUGGGGCAAAGCUCGCCUUCCACUUGGCAUUUCUUAUCACAGCGCGUUUCAUGGCGGCGAAGAACGAGGAGGAAAAAGCCCGGCCUUCUUCCACCCCGAUCAGGUCCGUGUUACUCUACGCUUGCUACCUCGCCGCCAUCUUCUACGCCAGCGAUGGAUUCAUCCCCAUCCCAGAGCUCCAGUUCGCGGCAUUCGCGUCCUUCUACCUCUUCGUCCUCGCCAAGCUCGCGUUCCCUCCAGUCACAGCGACCCGGCCGCCGCAAGCUUACACCGGAUUCAAGCUCAAGAUCCUCAGGUACUACGUCUCGGUGGCAGCCGUCAUUGGCCUUGUUCUUCCUCUCAUCCUCCUGCUAGUCGGACUCUACCGCGGUGACCGGCACCUCUUUCGAUCGGUAGUGCCUCACACCGCGCUCCUCGUCUUCCAGAUCAUGUCCGAGAGGGUUGCCGGGAGCUCCGACGCGGUCUCCUUCCCCAUUCGAGCGUUCGUUCCCAUCUCGUAUAACGCGAGGAGGUUGUUCACCAUCUGGAGCUGGAUGAUCGUCGAGUUUGCGAGGCCCGGUGGCGGCGGCGGCUGGGAGCGCUUCGCAAAGUUUGUAGCGGUUGCCAACAUGGUGUUCUGGAGCUUCAACCUCUUUUGUUUCCUGCUUCCCUUGUUCCUGCCCCUGGCAAUGCGGAGUUACUACGAGCACGCGAUACGGAAAGAAAAACUAGAGACGCAGAGAAUCGACUAAAACUAGAUUGGACAAACUUACAGCAAACCCUCCGGGAUUUAUUCUCAACUGGCAGGGCUCCGUGAGACGAGAUCGAGAGAAUAAAAGCUUGAGUGUACCUCGUA